AGCAUUAGAUGUAGAUAUUUUCAACAGCUUUUAGUGUAGGUCCUUCUACUUCUGUAUUCCAUAGGUUUGCGGGCGCAGAGCCCUGCAAUGGCAACUCCAUUCUUCGGUCACGCUGGACUACUGGAAUGCUCAUCGCCCCUAGAACAACUAGACAAGCUGGAUUGCACAGCUAACAUCUUUGAAGCGCGUGAGCUCAAGGGAGCUGUCUUCGGGGGGUGUCCUAAGCGCCAGGGAACACUUGCCUCGUGCUGCUCUUUGCUGACCAGCUGCAGCGACAUUGCUUCUCUUGACUCAGAGAACGAAAGCUCCUUCUACAGGCGGCGGUCUUCCUCCACGUUUAAGAGCGAUGAGGGGGCUUGUUGCACAGCAUCGGACUCUCCAAUGGCAAUGCUGCAAUGCGAAGACGCGCUGGAGGAAGACGAUUGCGAUGAAGACGCUACCCGCGAGUGGGCCCCUGGGAGGCCCGCUAGAGCUAACAUGGGGCCUUUAUACCAUCAUACAGAUGCAGAGGAGACCCUCAGGAACGAGCUGAGCAAGGAGGCAGAGCUCGGACCUUUUACUCCGACACCGCUUCCUGUUGAGUAUCGCGAAGCCCUUGUGCACUGGAUGCGGGACGUCUGCGCGCUUCGUGCACUUUCACCGGCGACCUUCUUCACUUCUGUAUCGGUCCUCGAUCGCUUUUCGCGGUCUACGGUCGAGACCGCGACUCCGCCUACGCUGCUGCAGCUUGUCGCCCUUACCAGCGUCUCCAUCUCGGCAAAGUGCCACCAGCAGCAGUGCGCGGGCGAGCUGCUGAGCUUGGCGCGCGACGAGAACGGCAACCUCUACCGGGGCGAGGACUCGCGCAUGAUGGAGAUCCACAUGCUGGACACGUUGGGGUGGCGCCUGCGCAUGCCCACCGUCUACACGUUCGUGACGCUCUUCCUGCACCGCGUCAUCAACCGGCCGCAGGACGGCCAGGUGGUCCCCCCCGGCACGGAGGCGGAGUUCCGCGGCCUCGUGCUGCGCCUGGCGGAGCUGGCGGUGCUGGACCACGAGCUCACCGCCGUCAGCUACAGCGUGCUGGCGGUGGCGUGCCUGCUGGUCGCGGAGACGGAGAUCAAGGGCGGCCACAUGCACGCCAACCUCAAGACCGUCUCCUCCCUCCGGACCGUCCCCGGACUGCCGGACCUGGCCAACCUGUCGGCGCCCGUGCAGCGCCUGUACUGCCUGUACAAGUCGGUGACGGCGGCGUCCCCGAAGGCCUAGAAGGCGACCCAGGGUCGCUGUGGUGACCCGUGGGUCACUCUCACCUAGAGUUCCGCCAUUUCCGGGCGGAAGGGCAUCUUCUUCCGGUACCGUGAGAUCUCUGGUACUUUGCGGGAAAAGUGCUUGGUGCGUACCGUGAUUGGUGCGCUUGUGGCGGCCUGAGUGGCGCUUAACAGCGGCUUUUACCUUAGCUUUGUGGAAGCACAUACACAGUAUAGGACGGCAAUGAUCAUCUUUGGGGCCAGCCACAUGCUACACGUACUGCUUUGGCCUCCAUGAUCUUGUUUGGAUUCCUUUCAAACGAAAUGUUAUUCGGUAUUCCUUCCAAUUGCAAGGCAUCCAUGCCCAUUUCUUCCUUCCUCUCGUCUGAUCUCUUGGUCAUGUGUCAUGAUCAUGCCGUAAGGGUCCAAGGGUAUACUCCGUAUAUAUAUAACGUGCGCCGAGCUGGUAGAAGUUUGGUGGGUAAAACCGCACUGUGAACUAAACACUCCUAUGUUUUUAGGGGGUUUCGCUGAGUAGAUGUUUGUCUUUUACUCUGGUCUGCUGAAGCUUCGUUUUUUGAGUCGAGUUAUCGAACACAGCGGGACUUUUCCUUUGCCGCUGUGCUGCAUGGUACGAGGACCACAGCGUUUUCAUCAUGGUGCGUGUGACAUCAUCAUUUACGUUGGUAGUUUAGUUACAUUGGAACCCCCCCUGUCGGUGAAGCUUUUUUCCCAAGGAGCAAUGUGUGCAGACGACAGAAGGCCCCAUCGGGAAGCCAGCGUCGUUAAAUCGCACGAGCUCGGAGACUUCUCGCGCCGUCAAUAGAGCAGGCAUGCCGGCCCCAUCCUGAAGCUCCUGCAGUGUUACGGCGGUGGCGGCUGGAAGCGGGUGCACGGUUGUGAGAGGCAACAUGCAUGUGAUUGGCUUCUGAAACAUGUGAUUAGAUUAUUGGUGAGUUGAGUAGGUUGGUUGCAGGCGGUUUUUAGCCGAUGCGCGAAUGGCCUGCAUACGUCUGUCCCCUUGGUUGUCUUCAAUAGGCAGCAAGUUGAACAUGAUGUAAGCCGAGUUGCGAGUGCUCUUCGGGUGCGAAGUCUAUGGCUGUGCAGCCGCCGAGAUUUGCUGUAGGCUACCCGCAUAACUUAGUUGCACCGCGCUUGGUUGAGAGUGGUUGGUGGUGUUAUGAAGGCGGUUAUGAAGGUGGGAGAGGAAUUACGCGCCGUGCUGCUGUUAAUUGCACGUACUCGGGAGAGCCCAAUUUGUCCUGGGGGUAUGCAGCUGUGUGGUAUCUCGCUUUGCGUCCCAUGGGCCAGCGCUUUGCUGUCCGUGAGCGAUGGGAGGAGGUAGCUGUUGUAGAAUAGAUGACGCAGCAGCGUAUAGUUGGAUGCGGCAACAAAAGCCGCUUGCUCCGUAGUACAGCUUUUGGCGGUGGGGCUGUGAUGAACAGGGAGCUUAUUAUCUCUAUGUUGGAUGUCCGUCCAUGCAUUUGGCCAGGCGCACACUGCUCUAGUCCUUCGAAUGCUCGUGCAAUCCACCCAGCGCUGGGGUGUGAGCAAAAUGGCCGUUAACCAUCCUUGUCUAGACAGAAUGUUUCUUGGGGCUUGCCAGUGGUGGAAGGGGCUUUCUUGCUGGGCCGUUUCCAUUGGCUAGACAUGCGCAGCGUUUUCAAGGUAGAAAGGGGUCUUUGUCUUGAGUUCGGUCUUUCGGUGCAAUCACCAAAACCAUUGUUUUGUCUUAUGUUGUGCGCGCACUGAUUCAGGGUUUCGUUAUUGUGAUCUUGGGAUCACGCUGUGCUCACGGUACUUGUGCUCAUUGCGUUUGCGUCCGGUUCCUAGUCGUAGGGUAGACAGCUUGUUGUGCGUGCGUGAUGUAGAAGAAACAGCCAUUGUAGCGGAUUGUGCAGCACUUCCUCCUGUCCUUAGUUUAAUGUGGGCGCUAUUCUUGCCUUCUGUUUCUGGAUGAUCCCUUCUUAUUUUCCUUGCUGGUUGAUUGUAUGAUGCCUCUCUUGCACCUCGCUUUUAUACUUCAGGCUUUACCUGGCUGCUGGGGCAUUCCGGCGGAUGUUGGGUUUUGCGCUAUUUUCUCCUUGCGCCUACACCGAUUCAUUGGCUUUUGUUAUUAUGUCAAGCUCCCUACAUGUAAUCGGUGGGAAAUUG
Molecule: messenger RNA, 3383 nt
Organism: Astrephomene gubernaculifera
Lineage: Eukaryota; Viridiplantae; Chlorophyta; Chlorophyceae; Chlamydomonadales; Astrephomenaceae
Source: the annotation of a GenBank genome assembly